Molecule: messenger RNA, 403 nt
Organism: Amoebophrya sp. A120
Lineage: Eukaryota; Dinophyceae; Syndiniales; Amoebophryaceae
Source: the annotation of a GenBank genome assembly
GCAAUGUUGGCCACAGCGCAGACGAGCUGCGGGUAGUGAAGAUGAUCGGGGAAGCGAAAUUUUUUCCGAAAGACCUGGUGAUCCACAUUUUGCUGGAGUUCGCGGACUGUGGUAUGGAAGGGAAGUGUUUCUGUUGGUUUGAAUCGUACAUAAGUUGUAUAUAUUUUUGGGAUGUGAAAUAAGCUUGGGUAAGAUGCAGCAGUGCGGGAAGCUUACCUAUGUCUUCCCAUGUUGCGAGUGAAGCCGCAGCCGGAUGGAAUUUGCCAUUUUUUUUUUCCGCACGACAAAGAAUCUGCAGUACAUCAACUGGAACUGGUUCAGCAACUGAAGCACCUUCUUUCCCCUCCCAUACCCAAUCUUCAUUCUUUCCUCCGGAAAAACUACGAAAUUUUCUCCAUUUACG